AUGAAGGUGAAAGGACGGCACUAUCAAUUUAAAUUUGUCAAAUCCCAAAGCGACGUAGAAAUAAAUGCCUGCCAACUGCACUCGAAUUUGGCGGCUCAGCCUUCUCACCACUCCAUCCACCCUUACCCAAAAGAGGAGCAGAAAGUAGGAAGGAAUGUUCACUCUUUUCCUCAUUGUCUGACCCCAGGAAACUGGAAAGAGAGCUACAAACCCCAAAAAGAAAGAUUCAGAUUUUUAGAGCAUGAAAAUCUUUCCCGCCAGCAAGGUUGGAGGAAUACUAGCCCUCAGACAUAUGAGAACCGAAACUAUGUGGAAACUAUUCAAGGGAUAGAUUCCAAAGACCUAAAGCAGCAAGAUCUUUCCCACCAUCAAGAAUGGUUAAUAGUCUCUACACAAGUACCAGGUUAUAGGAACUAUGAACUGACUUUUGAAGGCAAAAGUCCCAGAAACUUAAAAUAUACAAAGUUUAUACCUUGGCAAUCCUUAGAAACAAAACAAACUCAAGACAGUGGUAGAGAAAUGUAUGUGAGAGAUUCACAUGGUUUUUAAGGAAGCAGGUAUCAUAUUAGCAUAUGCAGGAAAAAUCUCUCCAUUGAAAAAACCCAGAAGCUCAUAGUUCCUUCUUAUGUCCCAAUGGAGGAAAUUCUUCCAAAGUACAUUGAGGAGUUAUGCCUAAAUGACCUACUGAAAGAUACUAUGGAAGAGAAAUACUGUGGAUGUAAUAAAUGUAAGGAAACUUAUUAUUGGAACUCACAGUAUAUUCUCCACAAGAGAAAUCAACUUGGAGAAAAGUUUUAUCAGUGCUCCCUCAACACAGCAUGUUUCUUUGAGGGAUCAGACCUAUACAGACAUCCAAGAAUCCACAUAGGUAAGAAGUUGUACAGAUGUGAUGAAGUUGACAGUAACUUUAGUCAGAGCAUAGGUGUUCAGUUUUGUCAGAGAGUCCACACAGAAGAGAAACUCUAUAAACUUGACUGUGGUAAGGACUUCAGUAGAAAUUAAUUACUUCACAUUCACCAGAGACUUCACAUAGGAGAGAAGCCUUUUAAGUGUGGUCAGUGUGGCAGGAGUUUUAGUCAGAGUUCAGUACUUCAUGUGCAUCAGAGAGUCCACAUAGGAGAGAAACCAUAUGAAUGUGAUGAAUGUGGUAAGGCCUUCAGCCAGAGCUCUAAUCUUAGAAUUCAUCAGUUAGUUCACACAAGAGAGAAGUCCUAUAAAUGUGAUGACUGUGGUAAGGGCUUUAUCCAGCGCUCAAAUCUUCAAAUUCAUCAGAGAUUCCAUACAGGAGAGAAGCCUUAUAAAUGUGACACUGGGAAGGACUUUAGUCACAGCUCAGAUCUUCGCAUUCAUCAGAGGGUCCAUACGGGGGAGAAACCCUGUAUUUGUCAUGAAUGUGGGAAGAGCUUCAGCAAGAGUGUAAAGCUUCCCACUCCAAGAGUACAUACUGGAGAGAAACCCUAUAAAUGUGAACAAUGUGGAAAGGGAUUUAGUCAGUGUUCACAUCUCAUUCAUCAGAGAGUCCAUACAGAAGAAAAAACCUAUAAAUGUGAUGCUUGUGGAAAGAGCUUUAGUCACAGCUCUAAUCUUCACAUUCAUCAGAGAGUCCACACAUGAGGGAAGCCUUAAUGUGCUAACAGUGGUAAGGGUUUCGGUCAUAGCUCAGCUCUUUGAAUUCAUCAAAAAGUCCACACAAGAGAGAAACCCCAUAAAUGCCAUGAGUAUUAUAGGGGAUUUGAUCAGAAUUCACAUCUUCAGAAUAAUCACAAUAAAGAUAACGUAUAAUUCUGUUCAUUUAACAGCUUUAAUCAAAGCUCAAUCUUAAGCCAAAUACAUGCUACUAGGAAAGCAAAUUCUAUAAAUAAACCAAGCAACAUUUAGUUUUGCCUAACACUCAUUAAGA
Molecule: messenger RNA, 1900 nt
Organism: Myotis davidii
Lineage: Eukaryota; Metazoa; Chordata; Mammalia; Chiroptera; Vespertilionidae
Gene: ZNF214
Product: zinc finger protein 214
Biological process (GO): regulation of transcription by RNA polymerase II
Molecular function (GO): RNA polymerase II cis-regulatory region sequence-specific DNA binding; DNA-binding transcription factor activity, RNA polymerase II-specific
Source: RefSeq, a predicted model, not a curated record